AACCAGUUUUGCCAAGAUCGUUACAUCCAAAGUUGUGCUUGGAUUUACAUCUACCUGGUAGCUAGAGUGGAAGUCUCACAAAUCUCAUUCUUUCAAGCACUACACAGAGUUUGCUACAGCAGUUGAAAUCUGGAACCAUGUUACCUCAAACGACCUCUCUCGCUUUGGCAUUGAACCAACAAGCCGUGAACAUGAUGAGUGUUGGCAAGUUCUCCAAUGCAAUCAGGUUGCUCACUCGCUCUCUAAAGGAGGUUAAACGAGAGAUAGCCGAUGAUACCUCCGACAAGACUUCCAUCACUUGUCUUGACAAUGGAGACCAUCUUCGUUUCGGAUUCACAGAGGAGGAAGCCGGCGUCGAUGACAAGACCACAAUCCCACGAGAUUUUGGUUCUUUCAGGGCAUCGACGAUCUUUGACCGUCCCAUCUCGGUAAGCCAUGACCCUUCCGCGGCGGUCUGUGGCUUUACAUCACUGGCAAGGUUCACCAACGCGUUGGUGUACAAUCUGGGGCUUGCCUUUCAAUUGCUUGCCGUGCAGAAGCAAGAAGACAUGGGUGAACCAGCUCGGAAGCACCUGGAAAAGGCUCUCAAGUUCUACCAGAUGGCAUAUACAAUGGUCGUCAGCGACGGCCAGGCCAGCGGUGGUUGCACUUUGCUGCAGCAAAUGGCGAUUCUAAACAACCUGGGCAUCGUCCUACAAGCGCUGGGGGAACCUGAAAAGGCCAAGCAGUGUUUCCAAAGCUUGCUCCAACUUGCGAUGCUAGCCAUGUCCAGAGAGGAGCCAGAAGUAUCACAGCUCCAUUUUGAUCUGUUCUUCCGCAACAUCCAGUCCGUGAUUCUCAGGGACAACCUAAAGUCGGCCCAUGCAGCAUGAUCUGGCUGCCAUCACAAUAGCAAACUGGCUGGACAGCUAGGUCAAGGCUCAGGUAGAAUGUGGCCGGGAUUCAAGCUACAGCUAGCUAGCUGCUACAUGCGCUUAAUUAAUGUUUUCAUUAUCAUAAUCCGUG
Molecule: messenger RNA, 1005 nt
Organism: Seminavis robusta
Lineage: Eukaryota; Bacillariophyta; Bacillariophyceae; Naviculales; Naviculaceae
Source: the annotation of a GenBank genome assembly